Molecule: messenger RNA, 1152 nt
Organism: Neohortaea acidophila
Lineage: Eukaryota; Fungi; Ascomycota; Dothideomycetes; Mycosphaerellales; Teratosphaeriaceae
Exons: 1
Coding region: 1-1152 (383 amino acids)
Biological process (GO): mitochondrial tryptophanyl-tRNA aminoacylation
Cellular component (GO): mitochondrion; mitochondrial matrix
Molecular function (GO): tryptophan-tRNA ligase activity; ATP binding
Source: RefSeq, a predicted model, not a curated record
AUGCAGUCGCGCUCUCCCAUCUGGAGAAGCGCGAGCAAUGCAUUCCGCUCUGUCACGCAGCCGAGACCGAGAUCUGGAAUCCAGGAUGCGACAGCUCCUUUUCGACGACGGCUAAGCAGUCACGCGAAGCCACGACCUCAGGUUAUCUUUUCUGGCAUCCAACCGACUGGGAUUCCGCAUUUGGGCAAUUACCUUGGUGCCUUACAGCGAUGGGUGCAAUUGCAAAACGACGCGAGCCCUGAAACUACCUUGAUCUACAGCCUGGUCGACUUGCACGCCAUCACUGUGCGCCAGGAUCCGCGCCAGCUUCGACAAUGGAAGAAGGAGAGCCUCGCCAUGCUAUUAGCCAUAGGCCUCGAUCCGAACAGAAGCAUCAUCUUCCAUCAGAGUGAUGUUCCCGCCCACGCAGAACUCAUGUGGAUUCUGUCCUGCCAAGCGAGCACGGGAUAUUUGGGCCGAAUGACGCAGUGGAAGGAUAAGACUGCCAAUGAGCGGGAGAAUAGCGAGAAGUUGAAGCUAGGUCUCUUCUCCUAUCCUGUGUUGCAGGCUGCCGAUGUCCUUCUCCACCAGACAACGCAUGUGCCCGUCGGCCACGAUCAGGCUCAGCAUCUCGAAUUCGCACGCGAAUUGGCGAGUGGCUUCAACCAUGUUUACCGUGAAGACAUCUUCACGUAUCCAGAGACCAUGAUCAGUCCGGCGAAACGGGUCAUGUCUCUUACAGACCCGAGUGUGAAGAUGUCGAAAAGCCAUUCGAAUCCCAAGUCGAGGAUCCUCCUAACGGACGACAAGCAGACGAUUGAGCAGAAGAUCAAGCAAGCCAUGACAGACUCGCUCGGCCCGGUAACUUACGACCCGCAAUCACGAGCGGGUGUGAGCAAUCUGCUGGACAUUGUGCUGCAUUGUGAUGCGGGCCAAACGUAUCAGACCGUGGACGACAUUGUCAGUAUCGGGAACAGACUGAGUCUGAAAGCGUUCAAGGAGUGGGUUGCGGAACGGAUCGAGCAGACCGUCCGGCCGAUCUGCGAGAGAUACGCAGACAUCGUUGGAGAGCAGAAGCAGCUAGAUCGCAUAGCUGAGGAAGGAGCUGAGCGGGCGAGAGCAAGUGCUCGCCCCACACUUCAUCGCGUAAAGGAGACAGUUGGUCUGCUUUGA